CAACAGCAACCGAAGCAGCAGCAGCACAGGAGAAAAUCAAUUUUCGUGAAAAUACAUAAAUCGCAAACCAAAAAACAAGUGAAACAGAUAGACGGACAACCAAAUACCUUCUAAGCACCAAUACACCUAAAAAGUACCGUACCGUGUGUGCAGUGUGCGUGGGACGCAGCAACAGCAACAGCAAAAACAACAAUAGCAGCCGCAGCAAGCAUAAGAAGGAGUGGAAGGAACAGAGAGCGGAGAGAAGAGAAGCACAGAGCAUUACCAUCACCAACUACUGCACGUCCUCGGCCGCCAUGCUGGACUAGCACACGCUUGUUGUUGUAUCUGCCGAAGAUACACAUAAUACAAAUACAAUAAAAGCAACAAUAAUAAACGAGAAACAACAGCAAACGGAAUAACGGGCUUUCCUGGCUGGUUAGGCCUGUCUGUGGAGGAGUCGCAGCAACAGCAGCAAUAACAACAACAACAAGAAUACCGUACUUCGAAAUUUUGAUGCACAUUUAAACAUAGAGGCACAUACAUUAAUACAUUAAUAGAUAUAUACAUACAAAUACAAAUAAGCAUAGCAGCUCUUGCUCCUGAGCAGCCUGCCGACAUCCUCCAUUCAUAAAGGGCCUAACCAAACGACACGAGACAACGGUUAAAUACAAUUUACAAUCUAUAAAGAACUAAAUUUUAUAUAAAUAAUAUCAACUACCAGGCAACUAAAUUUUUCAACAUAAACAAAAAAAAAACUAGCACUCAACAAUUUUAAUACCAACCAAUUAUAUUAAUAAAGAGCAUCUGUGAUUCGCAAACAAAAGAAAAAUUAAAAAAAAAAAUAAAGAAAUAACAACUUAUUUUCAUACUGCACUUUUUUCUAAAACUGCGAAAAAUUUCUACAAAAAAAAUUUUAAUUUAAAAAAUUAAAAUAUUGUUUGCCAUCAAAUUAAUUAAUAAUUAAGCUCAAAUAACAACUAAUUAAUUCAAGCAGCUGGCUUCAGGCUUGACACAAACGCAAAAGCAAUCGCUACAACAACAACAACAGCAACAACAACAGCAACAAGCAGCAACAAAUUCAUACAAGGUCAACGGAUUUAAUAUUUUUUAAAUGGAAAUCAUUCCUGAAGGUAGACACUUUCGUUUGGUGCAUGAAUCAGAGCUUCCAGAAAUUUUGGUAACUUUAGAGCGCUAUCUGCCGGAAUCAUUAAAGUUUCAUCAAACCAUUAAAACGUACCUGAAUGAUCGUAUUUGGGACUUUAAGUUUUAUGUUGCUAAAGAUUGGCCCGAAAAGCCGAUAAUAUUACAUUUUCCAGGAUGCACGCUAACGCCGCACAACAAUAUAUACCAAACUUUUGGCAUAUUUUGUCCAUCCGCACAAAUCGAGUACGUCGAUCUGAUGCGCACCGAAGAUGUACUUAUAGAUUGGCGAAAGCCAUUGUACCUGAACUUUACGCACAUCGCAAUUAUGAAUCGCCUGGAUGAGUUCUAUUCGAAGAUGGGUGUGAUGGAGCGACUGAGCGGUGAUAUCUAUGUGUGCAACAAGCUGAACACGGACCUGGAGCUGGAGCCGCUGCCCGACGAUGCGGAAAUGCGCUUGCUAACAUUGGAGAACGUUCAGGGCAUACACGAUCUAUAUCCGGCCAAUGAAAUCGAAAGCGUCAAGCUCUUUGAUAUACUCGUGCGUGUGCUGCCCGGACUGGGCAUCUAUCGCAAGGACACCAACGAGCUGGCGGCAUGGAUGGUACACUCAUAUUACGGCGCUAUGUUUUCUAUGCAAACACGUCCAGAUUACCGACGCAUGGGUUAUGGCAUUCGCUUGGCCAAGUCAUUGACUCAGCUGGUGAUCGAGCGCGGCUAUACUCCGUUCGUUGUCAUACGUCCACAGAACGAUGCGUCCAGGAAUCUAUACACCAAGCUGGGCUAUGUCAAGGCCUACGAGACAUGCCGUGUGCGUAUGACACCCGAUUGCUAUAAGGACAGCACCGUGGGCACCAUCGCGAACACCUCGUUUGCCAAGUUUCCGCCAUUACCUCAGGACGGCGAUGAGUUGUGCGUUGUGCUACCUGUGCGCAAGCAUAUACCCGGCGAGAGCCAGGCGGUGGACGACGAGGGUAUCGAGGAUAUGUUGGCUGAAAAAUGUGAUAUCAGCAACGAUGAGGCUAGAGAGCGUAAGACAACAACUGACGAGGGCAUUGGAGAGGAUAAGUAGACAGAAAGAGAGAGACAGACAAAGAGAGAUAUAGAGAGACAGAGAGAGGGAAAUGGAGGACGUUGUAGCUCCAAGAGCUGGCAUAAGAGAGAAGGACAGAGUUACAUUAGAGAGAGCUACAGAUUGAUUGGUAUUGAAUGAUAUAUGUAUAUGUAUGUGCAUGUCCAUGUCAAGCUGUAAGCAACUAGAGCUACACAACAGCUGCAAACGUCGAUUGUACGUAUAUAUACAUUCAUAUAAAAAUAUAGCAAGUGGCACAAGUGGCAUUAAUUUUUUAACAAUUAUAUGAAAAACAAACGAAAACUAAAGUGUAUAUCUAUAUAGUAUAUAUAAAUAUAUAUACAUAUAUAUUUAUAGAUGGUAUAUGAAGCUUCCUCACACAAAGCGCAGAAAACGAAAAACCGAAAUGUUGGUAAAUGAUUUAUUUUAUAUAAUAGAAAGGAGUAACAGGAGAAUGAAGUAAAACAGUAAUAUUUGUAAUGAAACACAAACUCUGAUGAAACAGAUUUUAAAAAUGAAACAAAAUGUAAAUUUUUAAUUUUUUUUGCUAAAAAUGCUUUUACACAAAUGUAAUUCAAACAAAAGGCGAACAUUAUUACAAAUCUAUAUAUAUAUAUAUAGAAAUUCUAUAUAUCAAAUUGUUAAAAAACGAAAAAACUAUUAAAACUUUCUCUCUGGCUACACCCAACACAUGCGACAAGCGACAUGAAUCAGUUGUAGUAGACGAAAAGGAAAUUUAAAUAUUUUAUAAUGUGAGCCUACACUUUUUCUAAACUAUAUUAUAUAUAGAUAUAUUUGAACUGUCUUUAAAACUAAUUUCCCAAAUAGCUUUGAUUUUGAAAGUAUGUUUGAAUUUAAUAGGCUUUUUUCAAAUUUAUAUACGAAGUCUGUUCAAAAAGUAAUACGAAACUAGACAUUUAGAUUUUGUAUUUCGUUUUUUUUUUUUUUUUCAAAUUAGAAUUUCGAAAUUUAACAACUUAACUCAAAAUGUUUUUUGAUAAUUGUGUUUACUCAUUUCAACUGAAGAGCCGUUAAUCUAGUUUGCAUUUGCUCUCUCUUUUUGCCUAUUAGUCAAUAUAUUUCCCCAACCUAGUUUGACCCAUGUAGAACUGACAGGGUUUACUUAAAGGGGCACAAAGUAGAUACUCAUAAACAAUUGAAA
Molecule: messenger RNA, 3356 nt
Organism: Drosophila mojavensis
Lineage: Eukaryota; Metazoa; Arthropoda; Insecta; Diptera; Drosophilidae
Exons: 5
Coding region: 1094-2194 (366 amino acids)
Molecular function (GO): acyltransferase activity, transferring groups other than amino-acyl groups
Source: RefSeq, a predicted model, not a curated record